This is a messenger RNA of Phasianus colchicus (ring-necked pheasant), 2077 nucleotides long. RefSeq names its product mitochondrial ribosomal protein S7 (gene MRPS7). The record is from RefSeq and is a predicted model, not a curated record. Gene Ontology annotation, biological process: translation. Lineage: Eukaryota; Metazoa; Chordata; Aves; Galliformes; Phasianidae.
CAAGCUCUCCCCUUCCGCCUCCGCCAUGAUGCCGCCCCGCCCCGCCCCGCCGGCGCGAGAGCCGAGCGCGCGCUCCCCGCCGGGCCGCCCUCGUUCCGCUCUGCGUCAGGAGGGCUUCAGUGCCGCGCGAGGCGUGGCCGGACCGCCUCCGCCCCCGUCCUGCGCGCUCCACAAGAUGGCGGCGCCCACGGCGGCGGGGCUGCGCCCGCGUCUGCGAGCGUGGCUGCCGCGGUUGGUACAGGUGAGAUGGAGUCGCUACAACCCCAGCUUUCUAGAGCCAGAAGUGAAUAAAGAAUUGUAUCAGAAACCUUUUAAUGAGCUGUCUGAAGAGGAAAAGGAAAAGCAAGAGCUUAAGGCUGUUCGUCCCAUAAAAGCAGCUCCUCCCAGUAUCUCCAGCUCCGUUUUCAGCGACCCUAUGAUCAGUAAAUUCACCAAUAUGAUGAUGAAGGAUGGAAAUAAAGUGCUGGCCAGAAGCCUCAUGGCUCAGACUUUAGAGAACAUUAAGAGGAAGCAACUGGAAAAGUACCACAGAGCUCCAGAUGAUGAGAAGGAGACAGUUGAAUGCAACCCUUAUGUCAUUUUCCACCAGGCUCUGAAAAACUGCCAGCCUAUCAUUGGACUCAGCAACAUCACGAGAGGUGGCAAAACCUACCAGGUCCCGGUGCCUUUGAAGGACAACCGGAAGCGCUUCUUGGCCAUGAAGUGGUUAAUCACUGAGUGCAGGGAGAACAAGCACCGCCGGACGCUGAUGCCUGAGAAGCUCUCUGAGGAGCUGAUCCAGGCCUUCAACAACGAAGGACCCAUCAUCAAGAAGAAGCAUGUGCUGCACAAGAUGGCAGAGGCCAACCGGGCUUAUGCCCACUUCCGCUGGUGGUAGGGCCUCUGCAUGGACGCACACGCUGCAGAGCUCUGUCACUGCUCUCAGGCCUGGGGAGCGGAGUCCCAGGGCCACCUGCUCGAGAGAAGCUGGGGAUUAGAGGGAAAGGUGGAAAAUCCCUUCUGGACAGCUUCUGAACUAAGCCAAGGAAAGUUUCCCUAGUCCCCAUACAGUUCAUUUGCUUUGUGCUUAUCUGGAUGGGAAAAGGGGGAAUCUGAAAUAGUUACUGAUCCUUGCACGGAUAUGCUAGUUUUUCAUAACCGCUUUCCUGUGAAGACAAGCUUUAGAUGCAACACUGUACAAAAUAAUCUAUUCCACUUACAUGUUUCCUAGGGACUUUUAAAUCUCUGCUCUUGCAGCAACAUUUUUCUCUUUCUGGCUGCAUAAAUAGGAAAGAGCAGAUCUGGAGGUUUUUUUUCCUUACCAUAACUAGCCUUGACUUUCAGUUCUAGUCAUCAGCAACAUUGUCUGUAUGGAUGUCAGGGAGAUGUUAACAGGAAAAAAAUAAUAUCAAUGCUUUAUGGGGAAGGUUUCUCGAUUCCAGACCUUUGUCUGUUGCUUCAAUCUCACACUGUUCUUUCCAGCUUCUCUGGUUGUGUGAACCCCCUCCCCUCUGUCACUCUAUUCUUGAGGAAAUAAUUAAUAUCACAACCUUCUUGCCUCAGUCAGGAGCAACUUUUAAGCAUUGCUUACAUUCUUAACAGCUGCUCAGAGAGAAAGCAGGGCACAUGUUAGUGGAAAAGUUUUAUUACAAAAAACACCCAAUAGACUAUUUUGUUUUCUUUCUUUCUUCCUUUCCCAUUCUUAUUCUCAUAAGAAACAUAACAUACUCAAACCUUAAUAGAUUUUGAAAAAACCCAGAACAGUUAUUGUAUAAAACUUGUUUCUAGCUACAUGUGCUUGAGAACCCUUAUCCUGCUGGAAGCUGCCAGCAGAUAUUGGUAGCUAAUAACCCAUAGUCAUACACCCCUGCAGAUACUGCCAGUCUGCUGGAAGUAAUCAGUGAAAAGCAGCAAUUUGGUGAGCUAUUUGUGAUGUAUCUGACCACAGUAUUUUCUGUAACUUUUCCGAAACAACCUGGUUUGAAACUGUGAGCUGUGAAAUAUUUCCCUUUUGCCUCCCUCAGCAGUGUUGGCUCUUGGGUCAACCAGCAUGCUCUCAGCUUUCCUUAACACUUGUAUAAAAUGCUGGUUUAAGCUA